AUGGGACACCCAACUUGUCAUUUUGAGGGACAUCUCAACUCACCAAUAACAGACGAUGAAGUCAGAUUCAUACUUAAUCACGACAAAUUCUUUUGUUUACGACACAAAAGACUCAAGGACUUUUUCAAUUCUCAAUUUAAAAGCCUAGUUCCUUAUUUUGAGUAUGACGGCUGCUAUUGGUCUCUGAUGGAAGAAGUCAUCUCAACAUGUAAAUUUAAAGUUCCCCAAGAAGAGCCGGAUUAUAGUUUGAGGAUUAUAUACGAGGCAUCGAUUUGGAACACAAGAAUACAUCAUGAAAGCUAUUACGGAACCGAGAUGGAUGUAUCAGAAGAACUGGACAACUUCGGAGCUAUUCUCCAGGAAAGUACAGUCCAAGACUUGUACAGAGUCAAGACACGAGUGGAACAUAUUAAGAGUCUCCUAACCAAUGUAGAACACACUCUAGGAGAGUUUCACAUUCUAUCCGACAAUCUGAUAGUUGAGAAAGAACUAACAAUUCUUACCAAGAAUGGGAAGAGUUAUCUUUACCCUACAACGUUACUUAUGUGUGUACUAGACAAUCUCCAAACCAGAUUCUAUGUUAGACUCCAUAUUGCUAUGAAAGAAAAGAUUGAAAACAUUCCCGGCCUAAUAAACCACUAUAACAAACUCCACAAGGUAAUCAUUAGACUUAGAGGUAAAUACAAAAAUAGUUUCUUUGAAAUCAUGAAGAACUGGGAUGCUUAUUGCAUUGGUGUAAUUGUUGCGGACGAAAUGGAAGAUUUAGGAUUUCGCAACCUCCGAGACUCUAUUGAAGAGGAAUUGUUACAUAAGUUCAGUAAAUAUGAUGUAAGAGAGAUAUUAGAUCUCAUGACAUGCAUGGGAGUAUCGAACCAACGAGACACUUAUGGGCCCUUAGCCUUGUACUUCUCCAAUUUGAGUAAGAACUAUGGACAUCCAGUGCUCCACCCUUUAGAAGGGAUUGAAAAACUAAGAUCUAAUUCCAAAAAAAGAGAUUGA
Molecule: messenger RNA, 999 nt
Organism: Parnassius apollo (apollo)
Lineage: Eukaryota; Metazoa; Arthropoda; Insecta; Lepidoptera; Papilionidae
Source: the annotation of a GenBank genome assembly